Aspergillus puulaauensis is the source of this 342-nucleotide messenger RNA. RefSeq lists its product as uncharacterized. Bases 1 to 342 code for a protein of 113 amino acids. The record is from RefSeq and is a predicted model, not a curated record. NCBI's taxonomy places the organism in Eukaryota, Fungi, Ascomycota, Eurotiomycetes, Eurotiales, Aspergillaceae. The transcript is spliced from 2 exons.
AUGAAUGAAACUGAUGAUUCGAUGAAGCAUCUCGAGAUGCAGGGGUGGAAGAUGAAGGUGAAGCUGAAACACGGACGUCUUGGCGGACCGGGGGGCGAUGAGUCAGCAUCUCCAGCCCCUUUUACGGAGUUGGCGAGAUUAAAGACAGCGACACUCGACACCGAGUCGAAAGAGACCGCCUCGUGUGGAUCUAGCUGGAACCUCGAAUUUAUUCGGUGUCGUUCACCCCAAUUGACACUUCUGUCGCUUAAUUUGCUUUCUCCCCCUCCAAAGCAAGCUCUGUUCGCCGACCGCUCACGACCACCUAACACCCUGAAGCCAAGAACCCUUGCUUCAUCUUAA